AUGCAUGCUGACGUACGUACGAUAUACGUGUUCUGCCCACAGAAAAGAGAUGAUGAGAAGGAAACGCUCGAUAAGCUAUUGAAAGACAAGAACCCUGAAAAAAUAGAAUCAAUUGUCUACCAAGUUUUGAAGCAGCGCCACUUCGAGGAGACCGUGCAACUAGCCGCUCAAUAUGAGAGGGAAAAAGAACUUACCAUCAGUGAGAAAAUCAGUGCAGUUACUUCAACUAGGCAGGAAGCAAAGGAAACAUUACUAGCCGAGCAAAGAAAAGAUAUGAUGGAAGUGGUAUCGAAUGUGAUGUCUUUGUCCAAUGCUGACCUCUCUAAGAAGAAGCUAGAACUGAAAAAACAGCACAAGAAACAGUUAACUGAGUUUGACAAAGCUACGCAAGAAUCUAUAGACAAGACCACCAAUAAGCCAAAUCCUGAGAAGGAGCUUCAGUACAACUCUCAAGUACUUGCACUACGGGAGAGGCAGAUCAAAGAACUAGCUCAAGUCAUUAGCGUGUAUUCACCAGAGCAAGCACUGGUCAAGAGCUAUGAGAUAGAAGCUGAGAGAGCCGCUGUGGAGGCUGAGCGAUUCCGUAAAGACAUUAUCGAAUCACGUGUAAAAAAAUUUGCCGUAUUGAAGGAAGAGCGGCGUCAAAAAGAAGAAGCUAGAAAGAAAGAAAGAGAGGCGAAAUUACGAGAGCUAGAGGCAGAGAUUGAGCAUGAGAAGACGAGAGACGUGCAGAGACAGGAGCAGCUGUCGGAGCGGUAUCAGGUGAUGCAGGAGCAGAGGAUUGCUCAGCAAGAGGCCAUACAUAAGAGGGCCCUGGAUGGGAACGCAGGGAUUUCAGAGCAAGAGAGACAGGUGAGAACUAAUACAUACAUCUGA
Molecule: messenger RNA, 876 nt
Organism: Halichondria panicea
Lineage: Eukaryota; Metazoa; Porifera; Demospongiae; Suberitida; Halichondriidae
Exons: 1
Coding region: 1-876 (291 amino acids)
Source: RefSeq, a predicted model, not a curated record